CAUGCUCAUUCAUCUCGGCGGGAAAAGAGAUUGUCCAUGUUUUUCGAUAGGCCAUAUAUUUCGCUAUUUUGACACAGAAAAUGCUGCAAAGAAAUCAAAAUUAAUUAUACCUUGAUGAUUUUGGGAGAAGUAUUCAAAUAAAUUACAAGAUAAAAUGGAUUCAAUGUUCGGGGAUUUGCUGCAGCGUGCAGAACAGCUAACUGCCGACAUGGACACUGGCGGAGAUCUUCCCAGAGUGGAAAGAAAUUUGCCACAGUUAGCUGAAGCUGGGCAAAGAUUAUGGUCAAAGACUGCUAGCUCGUUAUCAGAAGGCAGUGAUGUAAAAGCGUCCUUGCUCCUCAGCUCCAAAGGAGUAGAGCUUCCAAAGCUAUCACAGAGGCUUGAAUCACUUAAUGCAGCAAAAAGUUUUGAUCCAAUUGAACCUGUUAGUGAUACUGACAUUCAGGGCUUCUUGAAAAAUGAGAGGGAGAAUGCCAUUUUGUCUGUUAUUGAGAAUAACAAAAAGGCUACCUUUGCUGAAGCUGACAGAAAAUUUUGGGAAAGCAUAACUGAUGAAUGGGAAGUUGAAAAGCAGAAGAUUUUGAAUUCUUUGCUAAGUGUUGGCAAAGAAGCAAUGACAUUCCCUGUGGAAACUGAGGUUGUAGAUGAACUUGAAUUAGGAAGAGGAAGGAGUCCUAUGACAAUGAUUGAAAUGGCCUAUGCAAGGCAGGUCUAUAUUUGCAAUGAAUGUUUAAUCCAGGGAAGAGAUUGUAACUAUUUAGAAGCAUUAAAACAAGUAGUGACCAAGGUAAAUGACAAGAACCUUGAAGAUACUUGGGAAUUGUUGAAGCAUGUAAUAUUGGACUUGCCAUCAAUUGCACGAAGCCCAUUGCAAAACAGGCAAUCACGAGAAGUUCAGGCUGCCAUGGUCAAAAAUGCAAAAUCCUUCCUUGAAGAUAGAUAUUUACGCUAUGUCGAAAAGACAGUUCACGACAAUACACAGCAAGCAAGACUUGGUGGUAUUCCAGGCACAUUAAAUCUUGUUAAAAGUUUUCUCAAAAUCAAGUUACACCCAGCUACCCCAGGUCUUGAGGAUGGCAAGGUUGAUGGUAUCCCAAUCUGGGCGUUGAUUUAUUACUGUCUACGUUGCGGUGACGGCAAUGCUGCACUUCAAGCUGCCGAAGGACUCCCACCACAGUUUUCAGAAUUUCGGGAGACUCUUAAGGAGUACUUUGCAGAUGGAAACUGCAGGUUAAUGCCGAGUUCAGAGACCAAGCUGCGAAUGCAAUACAAAAGAAGCAUCCGAUCAAGCACAGAUCAUUUCAAAAGGAUUGUCUUUUCGGUGAUUGGCUGCUGUGAUACAAUGGAUAACCACUCAGAGGUCGCGUCCAAGAGUGAUGAUUACAUCUGGCUCAAAUUGCAGCAAAUUGGUUUCAAUGACCAUGAAAUAAACACCCAGGACAAAGUCAGCUUAGCAAAAUUACAAUCGUUGUUGCUUGAAGAAUUCGGGCCGAGUCAUUUCAAGGCUUAUCAACAGCCGUUCCUCUACUGCCAAGUUCUCUUUCUAACUGCCCAAUUCGAAGCUGGAAUUGAAUUUCUUUCGACAAUAGAACGACUUCGCUGCCAUGCUGUUCAUUUCGCCUUGGUGUUGCGUGAAGCCGGCCUCCUUUUGAUGCCUGACGUCAUCUACUCAGGGCUGUUAUCCGUGAAGCCAUCUGACCCGAAGCCAAUGAGAAGGCUCAACUUCGCAAGACUUGUGAUGACGUACACGAAGAAAUUCCAAACGACGGACCCACGUGAAGCCCUUGAGUAUUUUUAUUUGCUCAGGAACAUAACUGGAGCCAACAAUGAGAACGUUUUUGCAAGUUGCGUCAGUGAAUUGGUGCUGGAAACUAGAGAGUUCGAAAUGCUGCUUGGUCGUCUGAAUGAAGAUGGGUCAAGAAAGCCUGGCUGCGUUGAAAAGUUCAAUCUCGACACAUCAACAAUCAUUUCCCAAGUAGCUCAGGAUGCAGAAGCUAAAGGUCAAUUCGAAGACGCAUCCAGUUUGUAUGACCUUGCUGAGAACCAUGAGAAGGUACUCGAAAUUCUAAACGGACGCCUCAGUCAGGUUGUGUCUCUAUCAAGUGGUCCACAUUCUGCGAGGGAGCGAUUACAUACUCUUGGUGUAUCAAUUGCCUCCAGGUACAAAAGCCGUGGCUGCCAGGCAUCGAAGCUGAGGAGCAGUACGUUCUAUUUACUGCUCGACCUGAUGUAUUUUUUCGAUCUGUACCACGCCCAAGAACACGAGCAGGCCCUCGACACUAUGAAGAAAAUAAAACUUCUCCCUUUCUCCAUGGAAAGCGUUGAGCAAAAAGUAACAGCAUUCCGGCAAUAUUCGGAUGAGAUCAAGCAAUGUAUACCGGAUUUGCUGUUGGCAACUAUGAAUAUUUUGUAUGCAAAAUACUGCAAAAUGAGGUCUGAAGAAGAUGUCACAAAUAGAUCGUUUAGAAAGCGAGUUGAAUCCGAGAAGCAAAGUUACCUGAACAGUCUUCGUGCUGAUGCAAGGUCAGUGGUUACAUUUGCUGGUUUGUUGCCAUAUCGUCUACCUGGGGACACGAACGCAAGACUGGUGCAGUUGGAGGUGCUCAUGAACUAAGUGGCAAAAAGAUGUUGACAA
This is a messenger RNA of Rhopilema esculentum, 2635 nucleotides long. RefSeq names its product nuclear pore complex protein Nup93. Gene Ontology annotation, molecular function: structural constituent of nuclear pore. Gene Ontology annotation, biological process: poly(A)+ mRNA export from nucleus; protein import into nucleus. NCBI's taxonomy places the organism in Eukaryota, Metazoa, Cnidaria, Scyphozoa, Rhizostomeae, Rhizostomatidae. The record is from RefSeq and is a predicted model, not a curated record. Gene Ontology annotation, cellular component: nuclear pore.